AGGGCAAGUCUACCUCUAUCAAACAGCUCAAAUUUUAUAUGUUCCACUGUUUAAUUCCUUCUACUCAUUUUGGCAGUAAAAGGAUGGGGAAAAGAAGUGAAAAUCGCUUUUCGGAUGCCAGCGCUUUCUAGUCAAUCAUAUCGUCUGACCUUUCUUCAGACCGAGAAACUGAAUCGACGUCACUUCUGAGACAACCAAAUCAGCAACUCCGGCAACUCAACAAACGGAAAGGAUGAGCGGCGGCGGUGGCGGAGCGCAGCAGGCGGUGCACUCGCUUGCGUUCAGGGUGAUGCGUUUGUGCCGUCCGACGCUCCAUGUGGACACUGCCCCUCUCAAAUUCGAUCCCUGCGAUAUCCUCUUUGGCGAGGACCUCUUCGACGAUCCAAUUGCCGCUUCUCACCUCCCUCGCCUUCUCAGUAGCCAGUCGAAUACCUCUGUCUCAGAUCCCUCCGAUCUUAGCUACCGCAGCAGAUUCCUCCUCCACCAUCCAACUGACUCUCUCGGCUUCCCGGGCCUUCUCGUCCUUCCCCAAGCCUUUGGGGCGAUAUAUUUGGGAGAGACCUUUUGCAGCUACAUAAGUAUAAACAACAGCUCCAAUUUUGAAGUCCGGGAUGUUAUCAUUAAGGCUGAAAUUCAAACAGAAAGACAGAGAAUAGUGCUUUUGGAUACAUCAAAAACACCUGUUGAAUCAAUACGUGCUGGUGGACGUUAUGAUUUCAUUGUGGAGCAUGACGUGAAAGAACUUGGUGCCCACACGUUGGUAUGUACAGCACUUUACAGUGAUGGUGACAGUGAGAGGAAGUAUCUCCCGCAGUUUUUCAAGUUUAUAGUUUCUAACCCCCUCUCUGUCCGGACUAAGGUUCGCAAUGUUAAGGAAACAACUUUUCUGGAGGCUUGUAUAGAAAAUCAUACAAAAUCUAACCUUUACAUGGACCAAGUCGAGUUUGAGCCAGCAAAGCAUUGGAUUGUAACAACACUGAAAACUGCUGAUCAUUCUUUGGAGCACAAUCUACUGAUGGGAGAAACUUUCAAGGAACCUGUUCUUAUUAGAUCUGGAGGGGGAAUUUACAAUUAUCUCUAUGAGUUAAAAUUUUCAUCACCUCACAGUGGACAAGUAAAAGUUGAGGGAAGUAAUAUUCUGGGUAAACUUCAGAUAACAUGGCGUACAAAUUUGGGUGAACCUGGUCGCUUGCAGACACAGCAUAUUGUUGGUAAUCCCAUUACUCGUAAGGAGAUUGAGUUGGAUGCUGUGGAGAUACCACCUUCCAUUAUCUUGGACAAACCUUUCUUGGUAAGCUUUCAACUCAUAAAUUUGACUGAGCGAGUCUUAGGGCCCUUUGAAGUAUGGUUAUCGGAAAGUGAUUUGCUUAAUGAGAAGGCUGUAAUGGUCAAUGGUCUUCAAACCAUGACUCUUGGAGAGGCACAAGCAUUUAGCUCCUUGAAGUUUCAGCUGAACUUGAUUGCUACUAAGCAUGGUAUUCAGAAGAUCAGUGGCAUUACAGUCUUUGACACAGUAGAGAAGAAAACUUACAACUCGCUUUUAGAGCUAGAGAUAUAUGUGGACUCACAGUGAUUGAUUGGCUGGAACGUUGUUGCUUUGAAGAAGCUGAUCGCCGUACCAUAUUUUGGGUCUGGUUAAAGAGAGCUUAUUGCAUAUCAAAAGGAGCAAAAUGCAGCAACGAUUUCCGACAACCCUCAGCCCUGAUUCAAAACAGUUCAAGGAUGGUACAGGCGCCUUCCUCUGCAUCUGGCCUUCUUUCCUAGCUUUAGCAAUGACAUUUUUUUUUUCUUUUUUUUGUGUAUUUUGGGAUUUUUUGCUUGCCUUGUAUGCGAAAUGGAAACAGUAACAGUUAUACGCUGGAAUAGAUGAAAACAGGCAUUAAAUCUUCUGUGCCAGAUGUUAAAAUUGUAAUUUUAUGGAGGCCUUGAUGAAUAGUCGAGAAGAUUAUUGCACCCAAUAUAAAUGAUAUUUUUCU
Messenger RNA from Sesamum indicum (sesame), 1976 nucleotides. Its product is annotated as trafficking protein particle complex subunit-like protein. NCBI's taxonomy places the organism in Eukaryota, Viridiplantae, Streptophyta, Magnoliopsida, Lamiales, Pedaliaceae. The record is from RefSeq and is a predicted model, not a curated record. Gene Ontology annotation, cellular component: TRAPPIII protein complex.